Messenger RNA from Trichoderma citrinoviride, 2132 nucleotides. RefSeq lists its product as hypothetical. The transcript has a single exon. NCBI's taxonomy places the organism in Eukaryota, Fungi, Ascomycota, Sordariomycetes, Hypocreales, Hypocreaceae. The coding region runs from base 6 to 2132 and encodes 708 amino acids. The record is from RefSeq and is a predicted model, not a curated record.
UCACCAUGCCUGAGAAAUCCAUGGUCGGCUACGUCGAGGACGUCGACGAGGAUAUCGGCAGCACCAUCGGCGUCGAGAGCACCCGCCGAUACGCCCGGUCAGAGGCGCCAAGAAGCCCUGAGCGAUCCAACACCGGCAAGCCUCGAGGCGGCCGAGUGAUGCCAGACACCGACUCCGAGGAUGAGACUGCCUCGAGCAGCAGCAGCCUCUCCGACUCAGACAGCACGCCCGCACCCGUCGGCAGGGACAAGAUGAGGCCUGUGCCGGCCGACCAUCGACGCCUGUCGCACCAGGAUCGAGACCAUCACCGCCGCGAUCCCCGCGAUUCGCGAGACUCUCGUGGCCCUCGCGACCACCGAGCUCUUGACCGCGACCACCAGAGGCGCGAGAGGAAGCCCAGAGAAGACGAGAACCACAGGAGGCCCCGACCUCAGCCAAGGGACCGAGACCCUAGGGACCUCAGAGACCUCAGGGAGCCCAGGGAGCCCCGAGACAUCAGAGACCUCAGAGACGCCAGGGGCCAGAAGAAGACCCGGCCCGGUCCCCCCAAGCAUGCUGCCUCACAGCCCGUCGUCUCUCAGGCUGCGUACCGAAGAGGCCAAGUUGAGGACCCGGCUGCGUACGGCGUCCAGCAGCCUGCUGUGUCUGCUCAGCGGCCCCGUGCCAACACUCGUCCUGCGAGCUACUAUGCCGGCCAGCCCCCACGGCCCCCUCCUCUGGACAUGGGCUGGGCUGGACCUCACCCUCCUCUGCCCCCUCCUCCUGGGGCGUUUGGCAACUUCCCGCCGCCGCCUCCCAUGUUCCCCGGCGGGCCCCCCAUGCAUCCUGGCAUGCCGCCGCAGUCUCCCAUGGGGAUGGGCCCGCCUCCCUUCUUCGAUGGCCCCAUGGGCCCUCCGCCUCCACGAGACCAUCUCGGGCGUCGUUUUGAUGAGUUUGGCCGGCCCGCUUCCGCCAUGGGCUUUGGCUCCCCCCCCGAGGCCAUAGGAUACUUUGACAACGAGUAUGACGACUUUGAGGAAGAGCAGGCUCACAAACAUGCCCGCCGUCCCUCGCGUGCGAAGAAGGCGCCGCCGCCACUACCACUUGAGGAACCUCGCAAGAAGAUGCCGCCUCCAGAAUUUGCCCCCAAGCGCACCCAGUCGGCGCGGCCAACCGCAGGCGGCUUCAAGCCUCCGCCAGCGCGCGAGGCACCGCGGGAGCACCUGCGAGAACAGGCACGGGAACACAUCCGAGAGCAGCUCCGAGAGCGCCCGCAGUCUCGGCCAGCCCCUCAACGGCCACCGCCCCCAUCGCACCGCCGCUCUGUGGGCUUUGUUGACCAGCAGGAGUAUGAUGACGACUUCCUGGACGAGGAGGACUUUUAUCAAGAGGUCCCUCCCAACCAGCGUCGCACUGCUCUGACUCGUCAGCGCCGCAGCAGCUCCGUCGCCUAUGAUCAAAACGGCUACGACAUUGUUCCUGCCGGUAACCGAGGCCGCCGCGCAUCCAUGUACGGACCCGGCCCCCAGGAGUCUGGCGGCGUCAGCCUUGAGGACGACAAUAGGUACUUUGAUGCUCUGCGCUACCAGGAGGACGUGAGCGGCGGUACGCCGAUGCCCCUGACCGCCGAGACGCUGCGCAAGGCGUCCAAGCGUGGAGAGCUGGCCAGCAGCCGAUCCACCAGGAGCAGCGGCAGCCAUGACGAGAGCGACUACAAGCGAAGCCACACCACCGGCCUCACCACGCAGUCCUCGGCGGCACACCAGGACGACUUCACCAUCAAGGUCUCUGGGCAAGCCGUCGUCAAGGUCCCGGGAGCCCAGAUCGAGUGCGAUGGAGGCGAGAUUACUUUUAGCAGCAACCGAGGCACCGGCGCUGGGCCUGGUUCCGGAGCCAUGGGCCAUUCUCGCGCCGGCAGUGACAAGGAGAGCACCGUCUAUCAGCUCGAUGAUGCGCGCAGCUCUCGCAUGGAACGCAAGGCGCUGCCCCAUCGCCCCCGCGCGGCCAGUCAGUCCGAUGUCCACAGCCGCAUCUACGCUCCGCUGCAUGCCCCGUACGAGCAUGUGCCCUAUGAUGAGCCGGAGCACUAUGAAUACGAGGCCCCCAAAUAUGCUCCCUACGACCCGUCUCUUGCUGCUUCCAACUUUUAUUAA